This is a messenger RNA of Eremomyces bilateralis CBS 781.70, 6435 nucleotides long. RefSeq names its product protein transport protein sec72. NCBI's taxonomy places the organism in Eukaryota, Fungi, Ascomycota, Dothideomycetes, Eremomycetales, Eremomycetaceae. The transcript is spliced from 2 exons. Gene Ontology annotation, molecular function: guanyl-nucleotide exchange factor activity. The record is from RefSeq and is a predicted model, not a curated record. Gene Ontology annotation, biological process: regulation of ARF protein signal transduction. Bases 224 to 6151 code for a protein of 1975 amino acids.
CUCCAAGUCCAACGUGUAUGCUCCAACUGUUCUUAUUGUCACCACCCUCCUGUUUCCUCUCAUUAUUCAGGCUCGAACUUGGACUGCGGUUUCUCCUACUACUGUCAUCCACUCUCCCCGGCUUAUGCCUACCGCUUCACGCAUGUCUAAGUCCUAAGAUGUUUCUGUAAUCCGUUGCUUCCUAUUGUCGCUCUCUUUAGGAUUACUCGGUGCUGCCUCAGAUAUGGCGGAAGAGCAGGAUCCCUCUCCCCCUCCCCCGGAGACGGAGGCCAGUUCAAUACAGGUUGACGAGGGUUACGAGGAGGUCGCCAACCAACCUGCAAUUGAUACUCCUGCAAUUGAUACUCCGACAAUAGCCAUCGAAGAUGCAACCUCCCUUCCUACGUCGUCAGCAUCGCCUUUUCCCGAUACUCCCGGCACGUUGGAACCCGCAUCAGAAUCCCAACCCUCUCCACGAAUUCCCGAUCAAGCUCCUCCCAGCCAUACAAAUGGAGCGAGCCUCCCGAAUCGAAACCGAGCCGACUCCCAGUCGACCAUCGCCACGACCACCACCCAGAAGUCGACCCGAAGUUCCCUGGUCUUCGUCACAUCUGCCCUCGAGGCGAUUGCCGCGUCCAAAGAUGCGCGGAAGAACAAAAAGCUCGGGCAAUCCACGCAACGAGCCUUGGCAGCAAUCAAGCUUGAAGGACAUCCGGGCCAGAUCGAUCCGGAAGUCCUGUUCGAGCCGCUCCAACUCGCCGCCGACGCGCAGACCGUACAGGUGGUCACAACGGCUUUGGAUUGCAUUGGGAAGCUCAUAAGCUACUCGUACUUCGCCGUUCCCACCCCUCCGGCGGACUCGGAACACAGCGGCAUUCCGCUAAUCGAGCGAGCCAUCGAUACAAUAUGCGAUUGCUUCCAAAGCGAGGCGACACCGGUCGAGACGCAACUGCAGAUUGUCAAGUCGCUAUUGGCUGCCAUCUUGAACGAUAAAAUCGUGGUUCACGGCGCAGGCCUGCUCAAGGCCGUUCGGCUGAUAUACAAUAUCUUUCUCCUUUCGAAGUCGACGGCAAAUCAGCAGGUGGCCCAAGGAGCCCUCACCCAAAUGGUGGGCAUCGUGUUUGAACGAGUCAAGGGUCGUCUCGAAUUGAAGGAGGCGCGCUUGAACACCCCGAAGGAAUCACUAAGCAAGACCGAUAACGAUGAGAAUGGGGAAAUAGAGGACGACGCGCCGGCCGAGUCGAAGGAAACAAGGGAUCCUGACGACGCCGAUACGCCGGAUUCCGAAAAUGUGUUGACCUCCCCCAGCGAUGAACCGGUUGAGAAGCACGAAGGACAAAAGAUCACCCUCCAAAGCUUCGAGAAUCGCAAAAGCUUUGAUGAUGCAAAGAUCAACGACAACGCUCCGACGCUCGUCACCCGACUCCCGGGAGACAAAAUUUCCCGCCGAACCACAUCUGGAAGUACUAUGACGCCAGGCGGCGCGGAUAAUGGCGGUCCAAUCGAUGAGGAUGAAGAGGAUGAGAUCUAUAUCAAGGACGCGUAUCUGGUUUUCCGUGCCAUGUGCCGCCUCAGCACCAAAUCUCUUCCGGUUGAGCAGGCGCACGAUGUGAAGUCCCAGAGCAUGCGGUCGAAGCUCCUUUCGCUCCAUAUCAUACACAACAUCCUCUACAAUCAUGCCCUGGUGGUCACCUCCCCCUUAUCCACGAUCAAGAGCAGCUCCACGGAUGAGCCGACGUCAUUCGUCCAAGCCAUCAAGCAAUACCUCUGUUUGAGUCUCAGCCGGAAUGGGGCCAGCUCCGUUAACCGAGUGUUUGAAGUGUCCGUCGAAAUUUUCUGGCUCAUGGUCAAGCAUCUACGGGUGAUGUUGAAGAAGGAGAUCGAGGUUUUCAUGAAAGAGAUCUACUUCGCCAUCUUGGACAAACGCGCCGCUCCGGCUUUUCAAAAGAUGUACAUUUUGCACCUCUUUGAGAAACUCGCCGCGGAUCCUCGUGCACUGGUGGAGAUUUUUCUCAACUAUGACUGCGAUCGAACCGCCCUGGACAACGUGUUUCAAAAGGUCGUCGAACAUUUAUCCAGGAUUUCCACCACCCCGGUCUCCGUCACCUCGGCGCAGGAGCUCGCAUACCACGAGCAUCAAGCACGAGGCAAUGGUCUUUCGGACUGGCACCAUCGCGGCACUCUCCCCCCGUCGCUUUCGACCGCAGCCAUCACUGCCAGUCAAGAAACGGAGCACACCUACCCGAUCGAGUACGCGAUGAAAGAGAAGGCAUUUGAAGAUCUGAUGGAGAUUCUGCGGUCGCUGGUUCUCUGGUCCCAGCAAAGCAUGCCAAACUCGACUCCUGAAUUGAAAGACGCGGAAUUCAAUGCCUCCCGAGAAGACUUGCGAAGCUCGAUCGACACUCGCGACUCAGGUGCAGCCAACUCGGUGUCGCACGCCUCGGGAGUUGACACCCCAGUGAGCACGGGCACAUCGAUCGCCGAAGAUGAUCCGGGGUUCCUGGAGAAGGAGAAACAGCGCAAGACUGCCCUUGUCAACUCCGUUCGUCAGUUCAAUUUCAAGCCGAAACGGGGCAUCAAAGCAUUACUGAAAGACGGUUUCAUCAAAUCCGAUGACCCCCAGGACAUCGCCCGCUUCCUCCUGGGAAAUAACGAACUCAACAAAGUCUCGCUGGGUGAAUACCUGGGGGAAGGCGAACCGGAGAACAUCGCCAUCAUGCAUGCAUACGUCGAUGCGAUGGAUUUCCGGCAAACCCGAUUCGUGGAUGCGCUGCGACGAUUUUUGCAGAGCUUCCGUCUUCCGGGGGAGGCGCAGAAGAUCGAUCGAUUCAUGCUCAAGUUCGCGGAACGAUAUAUCGGGGGAAAUCCCAAAGCGUUUGCCAAUGCCGAUACGGCAUACGUCCUCGCGUAUUCGGUCAUUAUGCUGAACACGGAUCAGCACAGUAUCAAGAUGAAAGGGGCCCGCAUGACCCCCGAAGACUUCAUCAAGAACAAUCGCGGAAUCAACGACAACGCCGAUCUUCCCGACGACUACCUUCGAGGAAUCUACGAUGAAAUUGCGCACCAUGAGAUCGUCUUGGAUACCGAACGGGAAACUGCGGCGAAUCUCGGUCAGCUACCCACCCAACCGCAAGGACUGGCAGCCAACAUCGGCCAAGCGAUUACUGGAAGCGCUAAGGAGGUGCAACGAGAAAUGUAUAUGCUCGCGUCGGAAGAGAUCACGAAUCGAACGGAGCAACUCUACAAGCGCCUCAUGCGCCUGGAACGAAAGAACCCGUCCAAAUGGCAAGGGUCGAAGUUCAUUCCCGCGUCCUCCUUCAAGCACGUACGACCCAUGUUCCAGGUGACAUGGAUGUCCUUCUUGACUGCGUUGGCCGGCCAUAUUCAAGAGACAAUGAAUUUAGAGACCAUCCGGCUGUGCAUGGAAGGGCAAAAGCUCGCCAUUCGGAUCGCCUGCUUCUUUGACUUGGAAGAUCCGCGCCAAGCGUUUGUCGCUUCCCUGGGUCGGUCCACCAACUUGUACAACCUCAGCGAGAUGAAGGCGAAGAAUGUCGAAGCGCUAAAAGCGCUUCUUGAAGUGGCACAUCAGGAAGGGGAUUUACUGAAGGAAUCAUGGCGGGACGUCCUUACCUGUAUCUCUCAGCUCGACCGGUUCCAGCUCAUCGCAACCGGCGUCGACGAAGGCGCGGUUCCCGACGUUUUGAAAAAGGCGCCGGCGAAGCCACAAACGAGCUCUCGAAAGAGCUUGCACGUCCCACCACGAGGCCGCCAGCGGUCUCAGAGCGGCUUCCCUCACUAUCAAGCCGAUAUCGCCGAGGAAUCGCGAUCAGCGGACAUGAUUCGCAGCGUGGACCGAAUCUUCACAAACACCGCGAACCUAUCGGGCGAGGCGAUCGUGUACUUUGUGCGGGCGUUGUGCCAAGUCAGCUGGCAAGAGAUCCAAUCGUCAGGCCUCAGCGAAUCCCCUCGCACCUACAGUCUCCAGAAGCUCGUGGAGAUCUCGGCGUACAACAUGACCCGCGUCCGGUUCGAGUGGACGAAUAUCUGGCAGGUGCUGGGCGCGCACUUCAACCAGGUGGGCUGCCACAACAACACCUCGGUGGUGUUCUUCGCGCUCGACAGCCUGCGGCAGCUGAGCAUGAAGUUCUUAGAGCUCGAGGAGCUGCCGGGGUUCAAGUUCCAGAAGGAUUUCUUGAAGCCGUUCGAGCACAUCAUGGGCAACUCGACCGUGGUUCCGGUCAAAGACAUGGUGCUGCGCUGCCUGAUCCAAAUGAUCCAGGCGCGAGGAGAGAAUAUCCGAAGCGGGUGGAGGACCAUGUUUGGAGUGUUUACCGUUGCUGCACGGGAACCUUACGAGGGCAUUGUGAACAUGGCCUACGACAACGUUACGAAGAUUUAUAACGAUCGUUUCGGUAUCGUCAUCUCGCAAGGCGCCUUCGCCGACCUCAUCGUUUGCCUGACCCAGUUCUCCAAGAACAUGAAGUUCCAGAAGAAAUCUUUGCAGGCGAUCGAGGCACUCAAAGCAUCUGUGUUGAAAAUGCUGAAGACUCCCGAAUGUCCCCUGUCGCAACGCACGGCGAGAGGGAAAGACGCGGCUAAGGAUGGAGAUCCCAAGGUCCCGCUGACAAGUCAGACGCAAGAGGAGCAGUUUUGGUUCCCGGUUCUUUUCGCGUUCCACGACGUCUUGAUGACGGGCGAAGAUCUAGAGGUCCGGUCAAGAGCAUUGAACUACCUGUUCGAGACCCUCACUCGAUACGGGGGCGAUUUCCCGGCCGACUUUUGGGAUACCCUCUGGCGGCAACUGCUAUAUCCGAUCUUCAUGGUGCUCAAGUCCAAGUCCGAGAUGUCCAAGGUCGUUAACCACGAAGAGCUCUCCGUGUGGCUCUCGACGACCAUGAUCCAGGCGUUGCGGAACAUGAUCGCGCUUUUCACGCAUUUCUUCGAUUCGCUGGAAUACAUGCUGGACCGGUUCUUGGAUCUGCUCGCGCUCUGCAUCUGCCAGGAGAACGACACCCUGGCGCGCAUCGGCAGCAAUUGCCUCCAGCAGCUCGUGGCCAAGAACGUGAACAAGUUCACGCCGGAGCAUUGGCGCAAGAUUGUCGAUGCCUUCGUCGAGUUGUUUACCCGUACCGAGGCAACCGCACUUUUCUCGGCCGCGACGCUACCCGCUGGAUCUGCGGUAAAUGGUACUCGGACAGGGAGGACCCCGAGCGCAGACACCUCGGGGACACCUGAUCUGUCGUUGAACACUGCCGAGUUACACGAAGAACAGACGCCUACUUCCACAGACUCAGGACUCGGCAUCAACGGACUCCCCAAUGCAUCCGAGCGCUCUUCUGUCGUUGACGAUACACCGCGAGAGUCUAUAUCCGAUCGACCGGCCUCCCCUCAACCUACUCUCCGCACCCCGAUCCAGCAAGAGCUCGAGGACUUCCGUCCCGAAAACGAGGUGCAGCAGCCGCCGGUCGUCGUUACCGCCGCGCGCCGCCGGUUCUUCAAUCAGAUCAUCACCAAAUGCGUCCUCCAGCUCCUCAUGAUCGAAACGGUGCACGAUCUCUUCACCAAUGAUGACGUAUACUCCCGCAUCCCAAGCCCCGAGCUCCUCCGCCUCAUGGGCGUCCUGAAGAAAUCCUACCACUUCGCCAAACGCUUCAACGAGGACCGCGAGCUACGCGGCCGCCUCUUCCGCGAGGGCUUCAUGAAGCAGCCGCCGAACCUGCUAAAGCAGGAGUCCGGGUCCGCCAGCGUGUACGUGUCGAUCCUCUUCCGCAUGUACGCAGACGAAGGGGAGGAGCGCGCUGCGAACCGCGCGAGCACGGAGCACGCGCUCAUCCCGCUGUGCGUGGACAUCGUGCAGAGCUUCGCGGCACUGGACGACGAGACGCAGCAGCGGAAUAUCGUGACGUGGCGGCCGGUGGUGGUGGACGUGGUGGAGGGGUACGCGGCGUUCCCGGCGGCGGAGCUGGAGCGGCAUAUGCGGACGUUUGCGCCGCUGUUGGUCGGGUUGAUGGGGAGGGAGAUGGGGAUGGAGCUGCAGCGGGCGGUGCAGGGGUUGUUGGCGAGGUUUUUCGAAGGGACGCUGGGCAUUGAGAUGGCGGAAUGGUCAGGGGCCACGCCGGUCAAUGAUCGCAGCUCGGUCUUCGGUGGGCGACGGGGGAGUCGGGGACGGUAAAAUUCUGGGUAAAAUUCUGGGGUGGGGUUUGUUUAGAUAGUUCUGUGCAUCAUCUACCUGAGCGUUUGAAAAGCCUUCACACUUUAAUAGAAUCAACCAUGCGAUGGAGCAACAAGAUCGGUCACUGGUUAAUAUAGAUGUCGUGCAGUAAUAAUCCUUCAUUAUUAUAACUGUCUAAGCUGUCGUUGCUCUAACCUGCCUUAUACUGCCCGUCGCUAACCAGGUCUAGGUCAAAAGAUCUCCGCCGAGAUCGCAAACGCCUUGAACACAUUUUUGUAUCCGUC